AGCUCUUAAACAGAAAAGAUGGCACGAAAAAGUAGAAAUACUAUGUUCAAUUUUGUAUCCGACUUAAUGAACAAGACCAUAGAGGAAGAUGCUUUGAUUAAAUCUUAUAUGACGGGAAAGAAGAAAGACAAGGUGAAGAACAAAGACAAACUGUCAAGCUACAGAUUUAAUGAUGAGGAGAAGAACAAGCAUCAGAAAUUGCGAACGACAGAUUCAGGAGAGUCGGUGCUUCACAUUGCCGUUAGCUGUAAGAGGAAUAAAGUUGCCAAGCAUAUAAUUGAUUGUGAUCCAAGUUUAAUAAUCUGUGAGAGGAAGCAUGAUGACUACCGUGGACAGACGCCAUUCCACAUUGCCAUUGCGAUAGCCCGACGUGACACUGCUGACCAGCUAGAUCUACAGGAUGAUCGGCUAGACCUAUUGGAAUAUAUGAUUAACGCUCUUGAUGAUGAUAUGCUCAAUGAAGCGAUGGAACGGCGUGUUGUAGGAAAGAAACUAAGAGGAACUGUGAUGUUGGGAGGGACACCUUUGUCCAUUGCUGCUUUGAAUAAUGAUGAAACUGUAGUUGACCUUCUCCUGAAAAAUAAUGCUGACCUGAAAAGUUCGGACACAUUUGGGAAUACAGUUUUUCACUCGUUGGUCCUGUACGCAUCUUUCUAUCCAGAAAAAGAAAGUGCCAUCCUCAGCAUGAUUGACAAGUUGGCAAAAAAGAGCAGGAAGUAUAUGAGCCACACUAAUAACAGAGAAAAUGUACAACGAGAAAAUGCUCGUAAACAAACAGCGCUCCAUCUUGCUGCCGAGUUGGGUCUGGACAACGUGUUUAAACACAUCCUUGAUAUGGAAGAUGCAUACAAGUUCUUCACUAGUCAUGACGGUGUUUUUGAUAUCUACGAGUGUGAUAUAACAGAGAUUGAUAAGGUAACCUGGGAUAAGGCUGUUCUGCAGAUGUCACCUGACUACAGGAAUACAGACCACAGAGCAGAGGGGCUGGCAAAAGGCAAAGAGGAUUCAGGAAUAGAAACCUAUUGGAAGAGCUUGAGACAAAAUAAGAACCAGAGUAUUUUGGAAAUCAUAUGCAGUUUGAAGACAACGACGGCUUAUGCGUUUCUGAACGACUACACGGUCCAAGAAGUGGUGUUCUUAAAGUGGCAGAAGUACUGUCAUUACUACUACAUUGGCCUCUUUCUUCACCUGUCACUGAUGAGUGUCCUCACCUGGCAUUUAGAUCUCAAAGUUGAUGCCAUCCUGGAUCCUGACCCGGCGCAGAAGCAGACCUUGAACCUUAGGGUUUUGAACAUCAUCUUUAUCGUCAUAAGUCUCCUUUAUGUAAUUCUAGAAAUUCACAGGACAUUCUUUUCGUUGCAACCUUUCCAUAUAACAAGACUGCAUCACAAUGGAGUAUACAGGUGCAUAUUUGUGCUGUUUGGUUUGGCAUUACUGACAGACGCCUCGUGGAAUGUUGUAUCUGUUACAAACAACUACUGUCUGGUGAUAGCAUUGAUCCUUGGUUGGUGGUCAACAACCUUCUUCCUCCGUGGAAUCAGACCUUUCAGCUACGUAACACUUAUGUUACAGAAAGUCCUUUUUGGGGAUAUGCUGAAAUUUAUACCAAUCAUUUUCAUAAUGAUGCUAGCAUUUACAAGUGCAAUGCACAGUGCCUUUGCGGAAACCCAACCUGGAACAUUUGGGAACUUCUCUAUCAGUCUUCUUACGACAUUUAAUCUGAUGACUGGUCAAGGACAGAUAGAAGGACUUGAGGGAGCAUCGAGUCAUGGGUCCAUCCCCGUCUUUGUCCUUUCUGUGAUAGUCAUCCAAAUAUUCCUCCUCAACAUCCUCAUCGCUAUAAUGUCAAGCACAUGCGAAAGCGUUAAGAAUUCAAAUGAGCUGUUGUGGCUACAGAGAUUGUCCAUUGUCUUAUUCAUUGAAGGUAUACUACCUAAAUGUCUGAAGAAAGUCAUCGGGAAAGCGGAAAAGACAGAUUAUGGCAGUACGAGAUAUCUUCUCAAAAUUGACCGCUUGAGAGAGGUUGACUCCAUGGACGACAAAAUGUUGAAAGACAACGUUAAUUUGAAUGUCACAUCACUGCGCAACUUAUUGAACAGAUCAAAAGUGUGGGAGACAGCAACACUCCCUGGCGAGAGGACACAGCCCACCCAGUAUCUAGAUAUUGAGGACUAUGGAAAGAGAAUAUAAAUAAAUACAGACAUCAUCGUAAAAGUUAAUAGUCACAUGCAAAGUCUAACACCAUAUCCAUGGCAAAAACCUAUAUAUGUGUAGAAACAUGCACCAUUCGUGCAAGUAGAAGGUUCUUCAGGUGCAUAAUACAAUCAGGUUUCAACCCACAACUUAGUGUCGGGUAUAUCUGUAAAAAUAGUAUCUCUUGAUAAGGUGAGACAACCUACAUCUCUUACUGACGCAUUUGUCAUUAUAAGGUCUUUAUUAGUCUUAUUGGUUCCAAAUGGGAUGUCUUUUCACCCGAAAAUGUUCCGGUUUUAUCAUGAGGUAGAUUAUUUCAAUCUCAUUUUAUAAGAUGAGAUAUCCAUGGUAUUUGUGAAAACGUCACGAUACAUGUACACGGUUCCAAAAAAGGAAACGCAUAGUUAAAAAAAUAAGGAUAUUUAUUAAGCGGAUGUAAAAAUAUCUA
Molecule: messenger RNA, 2641 nt
Organism: Haliotis rufescens (red abalone)
Lineage: Eukaryota; Metazoa; Mollusca; Gastropoda; Lepetellida; Haliotidae
Product: transient receptor potential cation channel subfamily V member 3-like
Exons: 1
Coding region: 19-2190 (723 amino acids)
Biological process (GO): calcium ion import across plasma membrane
Cellular component (GO): membrane
Molecular function (GO): protein binding; monoatomic ion channel activity
Source: RefSeq, a predicted model, not a curated record